CCUCUACAUGACCAGCCUUUAGCUACACCAAAUCUCUGCUCUCCCUUAUCUCAAGUUCAGCUGACGUUGCUUGUUUGUGGUUGAUGCCAUUUUCAUUUUGUUGUUAAUUGUAUGUCACUAAUAUGAUGAAUACGUUGACUUUGAAGGCUUUAUUUGGUUGUAAAUAACUAUAUACAGAUUAGCAGCCGCAGACUACUUAAUAGCACGCACACACAAACAAACAUGAACACGAUCAUAUCAGGCAGAGUGCGCAAAUUAGUUUCUGCAACCUUGAUACAACCUUGGAUAUUGCCGAUUAUUACCGCCCCAAAGGUAAGCAAACGAUCAAAGUCUCAAGGAAGAAGUUUGACAUGGUAAAAAAAAAAUAACACUGUCUUGUGCAUGUAAACAAGUUGUCGUUGGUUACAAUGUUGCAACGGUAGCCUGCAAGUAAAAUGUUGGGUUACAAUGUUGCAAGGGUAGUUUGCAGGUUGGAUUGUGGAGUGAGGAUUUACUCCUACUCUAUAGCAUUGGGAGGAAGUGAUUUUUUACUCAGUGCUAUAAUCGUAUUUUCCAUUUGUAGGAUGUAUUCACUGCAUUUGCAUGAAGGAAAUCUGUUUUGCUACCCUAAAUCUGAAACUGUUGUCGUUACAGGUCCAGCUCUCCACUCUACCCACUGAGCCUGUCAUCGCUGCCAAAAAGCCUUUCAAGGUGGAGCUUGUAGGUGGAAAGCGUCACUCAUGGUGCGCUUGUGGACACAGCAAGAAACAGGUGAAGGCACUACAAUCAUGCUUUACAUUGGCCACCAUGUGCCCAUCGCUUUCAAUGAAACAGGUUCAUUGAAUUCUGUCAUGAUCCGCUUGUUUGCGAUGAAAUGGAAUUGGAUCAGAUUGGCUUUAGCAUACCAAAGCAGCAGAUUAUUCAGGAAUGACCACAAAAUCUAGCAGCAGUAGCUAAUUUAGCAUUAGAGGUCCUCAAUCCCUGGCUUGUUUCUCCUGUCUUUCUGUCUUAGCCUUUCUGUGAUGGAGCCCACAAGACUAAAGCCCAGGGCCUGAUGCCUCUGCGCUUCGUCCCUGAGAAGGACUCCAAAGCUUGGCUGUGUGGCUGCAAGUACACCGCUAACCCACCAUACUGCGACGGCACUCACAAGCAGGAAUUCAUCCAGUCUGCCCUGCUCCCAGUGAACACACACUCCUGAAUGGAUAGGAGCUGAUUGUUUUUGUCCAAUUCACUGUGGUGUGGGUCCUCUGAGUUCUGGUCCUGGAGAUGGAGGACCAGAAUCACUGGUUCAGAAGGUAGCGCUAGCAAUUGGGUGAUUGACGGCGAACAGAUGACAUAUACAUAUCUGACAUACUGUGACAUGCUUAGAUCUGAUGUGAAAAGAUCUGAUGUGAUUGGUCAAAAGACCAAUUAGU
Messenger RNA from Coregonus sp. 'balchen', 1394 nucleotides. The record is from the annotation of a GenBank genome assembly. NCBI's taxonomy places the organism in Eukaryota, Metazoa, Chordata, Actinopteri, Salmoniformes, Salmonidae.